Molecule: messenger RNA, 978 nt
Organism: Arabidopsis lyrata subsp. lyrata
Lineage: Eukaryota; Viridiplantae; Streptophyta; Magnoliopsida; Brassicales; Brassicaceae
Product: transmembrane emp24 domain-containing protein p24delta10
Exons: 4
Coding region: 96-740 (214 amino acids)
Biological process (GO): Golgi organization; intracellular protein transport; endoplasmic reticulum to Golgi vesicle-mediated transport
Cellular component (GO): endoplasmic reticulum; Golgi apparatus; endoplasmic reticulum-Golgi intermediate compartment
Source: RefSeq, a predicted model, not a curated record
CCUUACAUCGUCAUCGAGCUUCGUCUACACAAUCGAGGGAAGAAGCAAAAGGAAGACGAAGAGAGAUUCGAACGAAAUUCUCUGGAUUCUUCAAAAUGUUUCUCCAAUCGCCAAAAUUAUGGAAGAUGCUUCUAAUUCUAGCGAUUUGGUCACCAAUUUCACACUCGCUUCACUUCGAUCUACACUCAGGUCGCACAAAAUGUAUCGCCGAAGACAUCAAAAGCAAUUCCAUGACUGUUGGUAAAUACAACAUCGAUAAUCCUCACGAUGGUCAAGCUUUACCACAAUCUCACAAAAUCUCCGUCAAGGUGACUUCUAACUCCGGGAACAAUUACCAUCACGCGGAACAAGUUGAUUCGGGACAAUUCGCGUUCUCUGCUAUAGAAGCAGGUGAUUACAUGGCUUGCUUCACUGCUGUUGAUCAUAAGCCUGAGGUUUCGUUGAGCAUUGAUUUUGAGUGGAAGACUGGUGUUCAAUCUAAAAGCUGGGCUAAUGUUGCUAAGAAGAGCCAAGUCGAAGUUAUGGAAUUUGAAGUAAAGAGUCUUCUUGAUACCGUUAACUCGAUUCAUGAAGAGAUGUAUUAUCUUAGAGAUAGGGAAGAAGAAAUGCAAGAUCUGAACCGGUCCACUAACACGAAAAUGGCAUGGUUGAGUGUUCUCUCGUUUUUCGUCUGCAUAGGAGUGGCAGGGAUGCAGUUUUUGCACUUGAAGACGUUUUUCGAGAAGAAGAAGGUUAUCUGAAACUCUACGCGGUUGGUUAUGCUCUUUCUGUUUUCUUAGCCCAAACAAACAAUCUUCUCUUCUUUUGGGUGUUGUACAUUAGAUCAAUGGCUGCUACCAUGUUCUCUAAGACUUAGGAAUUUGGUUUGUGUUGCAUCAUUUGCUUUUUUCCAAGAUAAGCUCAGUUUUUGUUUAGAUUUGUUGGUCCUUAGGAAACUUUGAUGGUUUAAAAUCAAAUAAACUGUGUUUGUCUAGUAUA